Molecule: messenger RNA, 674 nt
Organism: Patiria miniata (bat star)
Lineage: Eukaryota; Metazoa; Echinodermata; Asteroidea; Valvatida; Asterinidae
Product: coiled-coil domain-containing protein 77-like
Exons: 3
Coding region: 3-623 (206 amino acids)
Cellular component (GO): centrosome
Source: RefSeq, a predicted model, not a curated record
AGAUGCAGACUGUGAUUGAGAGAGAUCGCUCCAAGAUUCACUCCCUCAAUGAAAAGUUACAUCGUACACAGCAGAUGUUGUAUGACAGCACUAAGGACUAUCUAGAGCUGAAGUAUGAAGGACGAUCUCAGGAGCGAGUCUGGAUGGUAGAGAAGGACCGUCUACUACAGGAGCUGGAUCGAUGUAAGGAACAACUAGAUGUCUCCAAAGAUGACGUCUUAGUCAUCUCAGAUCAUGCACUGGAAGAGAGACAAACACAGAACUUGGAAAUUGAGGAUAAGACGGAAAAGCUUGCUAAGCGUUUACACCUGAUGAACCAGCGGUAUGAGGCCAUGGAGAAGCGACGGAAUCUGGAGAUAGAAGGUUUCAAGAAUGAUACCCGAAUCUUGAGAAACCAACUCAAGGAUGUUGAGAAGCAACUCUACAAGGUGGAGUAUUGUCUGUUCAUGUCAGUCAUGUUGUUAGUUUGCAUUUGUCCGUUGCUGUUUUCUACUUUCCUAUGUUGGUCAGCUAUAGUGCAGUUCAUGCAGAUCGUGGUGCGGACACUGCGAACAAGUACCCCAAAGGCUGGGUCAUGCUUAGCCCCAUAUGUGGCCAUUUUACUGGACUACCUCCAUAAAUAAAGGCCACACUUCCACCAUGUACAAAAACAUGUCGAACUUUUAUAUUUGUUU